GUACUGUGCUGUUGUGAACCCUGCUGAGGAGGAUAAUGCUGACAAGGCCACAUCUCCCUUGAAUGAGGCAGCUGAGGACACUGGUGAAGAUGGUGAUGUGCUGACGGUCGAUGUUGUCGAAGUGCCGGAUAACGAGGCACCGUCGUGGAGGGAAACCUUCUGUCGGAAGAUCGGCCUUAUUCGCAAACCUCGUCGAGACUACGAAGCGAAAUUGCUAGUUCGCUGCCCUCCUGGGUGUGCAGGAAAAGUCGUACCAGUGUCCCAGAGUUUGAUGGUGGAUGAACCCUCCUUGAUUCCAAGGAGUUGCGUAUACGAGACGCUUGAUCGUGAUGGUAGGACUAUCAUCAAACACAUCGACAUCGAAGCACCUGGUAUUUCCUUCGAUGAUGUUGAGGUUUCCGUCAUCAAACGAGAAUGGCUGUCGUGCUUGAUGACGAAGCCAAUACCUGAGGAUGCCGAGAGUCGAUUCAACUUCACUGAAAAUACUAUCGCCUAUGGUUCUGUGCAUCGGUGGUUCUGGCUUGGGAGCCCGACUAGCAAGGCACGCAACGGUGCAGCAGGUGAUGAUGCUGGCAUCAUGUACAGACCAGUGGUAAAGAAUUAUAAGGAAUAG
Molecule: messenger RNA, 613 nt
Organism: Perkinsus marinus ATCC 50983
Lineage: Eukaryota; Perkinsozoa; Perkinsida; Perkinsidae
Exons: 6
Source: RefSeq, a predicted model, not a curated record